Messenger RNA from Pseudogymnoascus destructans, 2656 nucleotides. RefSeq lists its product as uncharacterized. The record is from RefSeq and is a predicted model, not a curated record. NCBI's taxonomy places the organism in Eukaryota, Fungi, Ascomycota, Leotiomycetes, Thelebolales, Thelebolaceae. The transcript has 2 exons. The coding region runs from base 428 to 2599 and encodes 723 amino acids. Gene Ontology annotation, molecular function: protein binding.
UGUGGGAGGCUAAAACCGCCAGCCUCGUUUUUACGUCCCACCAUUACCCCCCAUGUAAGAUGUAUUACGUUAUGAAUGAGGCUCUUAGGUUAUCCUUCUUUUCUUCAUAUCGUCAUUUCUUAAUCUCAUUUUUACCUCCUCAUUCCUUGCCUCGGGAAAACGUAUGCCAUAGGUCUGUCUCAGCUAGCUCCCGGCGGCUCAAAUGAUCAUGGCCCCUUGCUGCUUUGAUUGAGGCUCCUCUCAGACUAACUACGGACUCCACUUUUUGUAUAAGACCCCCCAUGCCCUCUCAAGGGCACGACUCUCAUAAUAGCUUCCGGUCUCGUCUCCCAAAAAAAUUCUCUGCGAUGCAAUCAGCCUCCCGUCGUUCAUCUUUAAUACGUUUGGUGCAUAUAAGUGCGCCCUGUUCAUCGCUUCCUAGCCGCCCAUGAGUUCCCUGGAAUCAUUGCCAAACGAGCUCUGGUGGGCUAUUGCUUCUUCGUUAGAAAUCGAGGAUGUCAUCAGCCUAUCUAGGACAUCGAGGCAGUUAUAUCAAUACGUUUUUAGUAACCAGGUGUCUAGGGCUGUAGCUCAGGCCAAAAUCCCAUUGAGCAGGGAAUUCAUUUCGGCCACGCAAUGUCGCACGAGCUCGGCCCAAGCCUUGCGUAAAUGGGCCAAGAAGACGGAAGCAUUAACGACAGCGAAACCCUACUCGGUCGCCAUCGUUGGUGUAGGGCAAACUUAUAUGUACUCCAAAGGUGCUCUGUGGUACAUGCACAACGGUACACUACGUCUGCUGGAAACACGGCAAUCCCCUAGGGAGGAACUAGUUGUUGAUCUAUCUAGUCUUCUCAAUAAGACUGCUUUUAAGGCGCAGUCAAAGGUUGCAGGAUCAUUCUCGUUCCUUCAUUAUCAUGAGGAUGUUUUGUCCUGUUUGUUCAGAUACGCGCACCCAAGACGUGGAGGCUGGCUUAUUGCGGUGGACGUUAAGAAACCAGCUAUUCUCCUCAGCACUGAGGUAGCCUCAACUGAAAAACUCUUUGCACGUCAUGAUAGAGACUAUCUCUACUACGGAGUCCACAUCUCCAACGACUAUGACAACCGCAAGAGGUGGGUUCUUCAUGGGUAUGAUUUAAAGAACGGCAAGUUUCUGGGGCGCAAUAACUUCCUCUAUGAUCUAAUUGGUGCUGAGAUUGGCUCCACUAUCUGCUUCGAAGUCGUGGAUGGCUUUUUCUAUGCAGUUUCUAACCAGACGACAUAUGAAGUGGAGGAAGUUGACUGGACAUCUUUCUACCAUGGCAGGCGAUUUCCACUCAGCAAUACAUCUGAGAAGAAGCUAGACAAAACAGAAGAUCAGCGUAUGUGGCGCCGCCAACACCUCGAAGGGCCUCUAGACGAUCGCUGGACGAACCUUGCUCUUGCAAUCGACGAAACAACUGGCCAACUCACAAUCGUGGAAUCACGCAAGGAGUGGCUCGAGGGCCGCACCGUCGGCCAAAGAACAGUUUACAAAACCAAAGUUGUUUUUCCCAAGCGGCCAGUCACGGAGAACAACAGCAGCAGCCCCCCCCAAGCUAACACUGCGCCCGCACUGCCGCCCGCCUCACCAAAUACGUUUCAGCCAUUCGGCACUGCACCAUUCCAAGCGCAGCACCCCAUGGAUUACCCCUCGUCCUCACCCUCCUCGGACGAACACCAGCGUCGCAAAGAAGACUUGGCAGCACUAACCCAAGACCGCCUCGCGCUCACCAUCACCGCCUCCAACAAACCGCACUUCUCGCCUUCCCAGAUCCGGCUCCCGAGGAACGUGCACGCCGAGUCUACUACGCUGCCAGGUCAGCGCUCCUUCAUCGUCACCAAGACGCCAGUGAGAUGCUAUGAUCUGUCUUCUAGCGCGUUCGUGGACCUGGUCAAUGACAUCCCGCACCCUGAUCCAGGAGUGCAGCAGUGCUUGCGCAUCCGGGCGUGUUCGCGCCGCCGCAAGGGGCCUGCGCGUGGGGGUGACGGGAUUAUCCCACCUCUAGCACGCAAUCCGGAGACCGGCGAGCUAGAGGAGGAAGAGGGGUUGGAUGAGGAGUAUGAAGACGGCACAGUCGAGAUGUGGCCGCCAGCACCGGAUGCACAGGGGAAGUAUAGCGAGGGUGGACGGGACCUCCACGUGCUGAUGAAUCCGCCGGGGUAUAUGGGGAAGGUGCACGGGACUUUUGAUGGGACGGGGUUGGUUUAUUCGACAGGGGGGGAGGGGCAGAAGGCGAUUGUGUUGGUGAAUUUUGAUCCCGCGGUGUAUCUGCGUGGAUUGAGGAAGUGCUCGAUGGAUGAUUUGGGCUCGGGGGGCGGUGCUGCAUCUGCUACUUCUCGGGCGUUCACAUCCCAGGAGUCUAGUGGAGGAGCAUCACCUAAACGGCCUAACUCCUCGAUAUUCACCACGGCAGAAUAUGGUAUGAAGGCGUCCUACCAUUCACCAAAACGGGCAAAAACAACCCCAUCACCCCCUACUCCGUGCCCAACUGAAGGACCAGCACCAGCACCAGCGGUAAAGCAGCAACCAAACUGCCCCUGGCUCCGCCGCGAAGCAGCAAUGUACCUCUCGAUAUCACGAGGCUUCGAUUUCGGCUUAUAACUAUCUAGCGUAUUAGUGUGCGUACUUCAAACAAUACAAAUAUUUUCCAUACCAACC